CGACACGGACUUCCGGGGAAAAUGGCGGCGCCCAGGAGACGCGUGGUUUAGCCUGAAGUGUACACAGGGAUGGCGGGGCUCACGCUUUUUGUCCGGGGCCUCCCGGAAAAUGCUACCAGCGAGCGGUUGGAGGAGAUCUUUGGGGAGAGUGGACCCCUCCGCCAGUGCUUCGUGGUUCGAGAAAAGGGGGCGGAAAAAUGUCGUGGUCUUGGCUAUGUCACGUUUUCUAUGUUGGAGGAUGCACAGAAAGCAAUGAAGGAAAUCAAGGAGUACGAUGGGAAGAAAAUUGAGGUGAUGGUGGCCAAGAAAAAGUUGCAUGAAAAAGAUAAAAAGGCUAAAGCGAAAGAUGCAACUGAGCAAGCAAAGCAAAGCAAGCCUAAAGAUGUCAAAGUGCCACCCAAGAAAGCCAGACUGAUCAUCCGGAACCUGAGCUUUAAGAGCUCUGAAGAAGAUCUCAAGACACAUUUUUCGACCUUUGGAUCUGUGAUGGAGGUCAACAUUCCAAAAAAGCCAGAUGGGAACAUGAGAGGGUUUGCCUUUGUGCAGUUUAAGAACAUGCUGGAAGCCAGCAAGGCUUUAAAAGGAACAAAUAUGAAGAGCAUAAAAGGACGAACUGUUGCUGUUGACUGGGCCGUUGCAAAGGAUAAAUACACAGCAACUCAGGGAGGAGCCAGUGAAACCAAGAAAAGUAGCGGGAAGUUGUCACAGACCGAAGCAUUAGCAGAUGCUGAAGAUUUAUCAGAUGACAAAGAUGACACUUCACUGAAAGAUGCAGACGAAGAGGAAGAAGAUGAUUUAAGUGAGGAUGAUAGCACUCAGAAAGAGGAGUCCGAAGAUGAGCAGGAAACUUCACAACAGAAAACUAAAGGCAGUAAAGUGCCUGUUAAGAAGUCUCAGACUACUAGAAACAAAGUGCUGGAGGAGGAGGAAAGCGAAGAUGAUCAGGAGAAGAGUAGUGAUGAUGAAGAUAAUGAGGACGAUGAUGAAUCUGCAGACUCUGGUCAGGACAGUGAUCUAGAAGAUGAAUCGGGAGAUUCUGACUCUGAGAGUGAAAAGAUAGAUAAAACUAAAGUGAAGAAAAAACAAUUGCCGUCAGAUGUCAAAGAGGGAAGAACAUUGUUCAUUAGGAAUCUGUCUUUUAACUCUGAAGAAGAAGACCUAGAAGAGUUGUUGCUGAAAUACGGAAGCAUUAAUUAUGUGCGGAUAGUGUUACACCCUGAUACAGAGCACUCUAAAGGCUGUGCCUUUGUGCAGUUUGUGGAUAAGGAGUCUGCGGAGAAAUGCCUGGCAGCUGCCAAGGACGACUCGGAGAAUGGAGGUUUAAAACUUGCUGGAAGGAAGCUGUUUAUGGACCUGGCCGUGAGUCGGGAGGAAGCUGGAAAGCUACGCCAAAAGAAAGUAAAGAAGCCUACAGGAACCAGAAACCUGUACCUAGCGAGGGAAGGAUUCAUUCGGGAAGGAACUAAACCCGCGGAAGGACUGAGUCCGGAAGAUUUGGCAAAAAGAGCUCGGUUUUUAGAGCUAAAACGACAAAAGUUGAAGAAUCAGAACAUUUUUGUCUCCAGGACUCGUCUGUGUGUUCACAACAUCCCAAAAUCGGUGGAUGACAAAAAAUUACGCCAGGUGUUUUUGAAUGCAGCCGGUGGGGGUCGCUCAGUAAAAAUCAAAGAGUGUCGUGUGAUGAGAGACCUGAAGGGCGUGGCAGGAAACAUUAAGGGUCAGUCUCUGGGCUAUGCCUUUCUGGAAUUUGCCGAACAUGAACAUGCACUGACAGCCCUGAGGCAGGUGAACAACAAUCCAGAUCUGUUUGGGCCAAAAAAGAGGCCAAUUGUGGAAUUCUCCUUGGAGGAUCUGAAUAAACUGAAGAUUAAGGAGAGAAGAGCACAACGCAGUCUAGAGGUCUUGAAACAGAAGCAGGCUAAAGAGCAAGCUGCUGAUGCCAGUGUGGCACAGCCUUCACAGACUAAUGCAAAAAAGAAACGGAAGAACAAGAAAGCCAACGCUCCACCAGUGCAGACUGUCCCGGAUAAAAAGAUAGGACCAAAUACUCAAAAGGGCACGGAGGCACAGAAAGCAGCAGCAACAGUGCAGGGAACAUCAAUUAAGUCUCAACCAACAGAUUUAGCUCCUCAGAAAGCAGUGAAAAGACCGCAUCCAGCUAAUGCUGCAGUUGUAAAAACGGAAGGAAACUUGGGGUUGAAUGCUAAGGCUCAGUGGUCAGGUUUCCAAACUAAGGAAGAAAUCGAGCACCAAGAGCUCCCAGAUGGCAAGAAGAGGAGGAAAGUUCUACCCCUGCCUUCUCAUACAGGUUCCAAGAUAAGGGCACGCGACAAGGGUAAAGUUCAACAGCUACCACCGAAGAAACCCAAAUUCCAGGAGCAGACCCGAAAGCAUCAAAGGCAGAUGUCCACACUAAAACAGGAACCUGCAAAGAAGAGGAAACCACAAAGAAGCCAGCAAGAGACUCGCUUCAAUCAGCUAGUAGAACAGUACAAGCGCAAGAUCCUUGGGAAGCCCAAUAGUACUGCUCCUGUGAAAAAAAGCAAGUGGUUCGAGGACUGAGUCUGACUGCUGUGGGGACAUCACAUCUAUACAUUGUUGUCCUUUGGAGUUCGAUGUAAAGACUUCAUAAGAACAUGAACAUCUAUGUGACAUCCUUAUUUAAUAAAAGAACGUUGAGUCUUUCCUUGCUGUACUCCUGACAUGGAGAGUUUCCAGCUAAGAACUUUUGGCAGAUGCCCCCGAUAUGCCACAAAGAUCUAGCCAGCGGGGUUGUGACUUCUGAGAAUCCCCACCAAUGUCACAACUGGAGGGCCCAGUAUCUGUCUUGAUGGAAAAGUGACCACACAUAAAAAAGUCUAUAGGGAAGAGAGGGAGAACAGUUUUUACAAUUUUUUUUCUAAAGAACCCCUAUUCUUGGGAUUUGUAAGGGUCCUGGCAGACUGACCUCCACAUGCCGGAUUUUUAUGGUACACUGACCCACAUUUACUAGGAUAAAAAUGCCACUUUUUGUUGUUGGCAUUGUUUGUGCCAAAAUUGUCGGUCACCUCAUUUUAGACAUAUAUUUUUUAUUCAGAUGUGCCAAAAAGAAUGACUUUUCCUCACAUCCUUGACAUUUCCUGGUUUUAAACUAGAAUGGGUUGGGUGAGGCCAGUUUUUGAUACAUUUAUGAAGCUGAAAUCAAUGAUUCUGAUGCAUAAAAGUGGUACAGAUAAGUUCUUAGUGGACAGAAUUUUGGUGUGUUGGGACACGUUUGGUUCAGGGACACAGAAUUUUGGCACAUUGGACAGGGUAUUUAGAAAUGUAUAGGCAUGAGCGAAGCCAACAAAUAGACUCUCUGGCCUAGUUUAUACGACCUAACGAUGAACCAAAUCUAUCAUCUAGCAUCAGCCAUCAUGAUAAAUCU
Molecule: messenger RNA, 3406 nt
Organism: Bufo bufo (common toad)
Lineage: Eukaryota; Metazoa; Chordata; Amphibia; Anura; Bufonidae
Gene: RBM28
Product: RNA binding motif protein 28
Exons: 19
Coding region: 70-2562 (830 amino acids)
Molecular function (GO): RNA binding
Source: RefSeq, a predicted model, not a curated record